GGCCCACGCGAUAGUUAAGCGUUAACUGCGUACGUCCGGCCCUGCAACGCAACGUCGAUGUGAUCUAGUUACCUCGAGGGGGUUAACAAGUUUAUUUGAUCUACGCCAUAUGACUUCGUGCCUUCCUGAAAGCUAUCUGUCUGGCUAUCAGGAACUUGGGCCUUGAGGGCUGACAAUUUAAUCACCUCUUGUUAUCAACCGAAGUUACAUGACAGGCAGGCGGCUUUCACCGAUAGGAUAGACGGAUUUAACUAACGUACAUGUAACUACAGUACGGAGUACAGUACAUUGAUCGGCGCCUUUCCUUGCGGGUUUUCGUCUACGUGACAAGUUUCCGAGACUCCUCACCUUGAUGAUCGGCCGAUUAAUCAAGGCCUUAUCGAGAAACUAGAUGCUAGUUACUAGUGGGGUUGUCCAGGACGCUUCUCGAAUGAUCCCAUGUUCCAAAGCUCAAGAAGCCUAGCCAUCUUCCCCCACCUUUCCAGGGAGUGGUGCCAGCUAGAGAUCUAGCAGAGCCUGUUCGAUGCCUCGAGCAUCUGAUGCGCAUCGUCGUUUGCCAAAUAAUAGCUAAGCCUUGGAUCGCAUGGACGGAUGCUCCUGACAUAUAGCAUUCCUUUUACCUCAGCUUCAUCAUCAUUGAUGCCACAUUAGAACGCGCAAAUUGUUUGAAACAGUUGAGUGGUCGGGGUCUCAAAAGGGGAAUUUAUUAUCCCCUUGGAAGAAAACAUGGUUAUUCCACGUAAUGUUUCGCGUCCGUGCGGUCGCUGAUUGAGCUAUUAUUAUAAAAUGAUGUGGAAAGAGACCCAAGCGCACACAUUGGUUCCCCUAUUGGUUCAACACUUGAGCAAAAUGACAUUUAUUCCUAACUGACUGUAAUCCAGAAAAUAGGUACUCCGUAGGUCUCUCCGCAUUAUCUAACGUCCAACCAAAACCAUAGUUGUGUCGGGUCGAUGCGUCGUGCACAUUUGGCCUCCAGUUAGCCUGGAAUCCCAUUUUAAGAAAAGCCUGCAGGAUCCGAUCGUGGCUUCGUGGCUGAUAAUUCCCAAGGACGCACUCGGUUUUUUUCCGUUGGAUACAACUCAUCAUGAAAGAUUUCCACAUCGAAGAUCGCCGUGCUUUUAUCAAAUCAAUAUGAAUGAAAAAUAUAGGGCUUUUCCCGCAUCUCACUGGGCUUACUUGGCUUUAGUCCCUGACUUUCAAAGAGCCCUACACGCCCUCGCCCGUACACUUUCGGCGCAGCGGAAGACUACUAUCGCCCAAGUGCCCGCACCGCUGUUUCUCUCUAAAUAACACUAGGGGGCUUGUUUGUCCAGGGGUCCCAGCUCUAAUUUGCCAAGCAACUGGCUAACUAGAGGCUAAAAAGCUAACUGCUUGGGCGAUAUUUUUAGUGAUGCUACCAGUUUGGCUACUUCCGGUUGGAAACAGGGCUAUUAAGCAAAACCCUUACGCUGCAGAUUGUUUUGGCAGCCCUAGAUCAUGAUAUUUAAAAUGGGAAACGGGGGCAUGUCUUAUCCUUAUGUGCUUAUAUCUUCCAAACUUCUUUUAUUUAAAUGGCGAUUCCUGCUGCUUCCCUGAAGACAUCUACAGGCACCGUGAGCGUCAGGAUGCGAAGAUCCCAGAUUCCCGAGACCCCUGCGCGGAAAGGCAGUCGGAGAAGGCUAGUACGCUCGUGUUCAGAAUGCAGUCGACGAAAGCAAAAAUGCAACAGAAAUUGGCCUUGCAAUAACUGCGCUGGCUCCAGAGCUCAUCUUUGUCGCUAUGACCAUACUAUCAAGAGAUGCACUUCAUCCAUGAAUAGAAGUCCUGUGGAGAUCUCACCUCCAAGUUCGUCAAACAGUGGUUCGUUUCGUCCUAUUUGGGCCUCUGGACAUAGUUUUUCUAACAUAGAUGCAGAUGAAUAUGCUGAGCAGACUGACUCGGAAAUCCUAGAGAGUUUGGGCUACGUGGCUGGAAGUGCUAGCAGUUUAGCCAAGGAGGUUUUGGGAACACCGCCUCUGGACGGCUUUUUCUAUCCCCCUCCUGGCAGAAACAACACGCCUAAUGAUCCACGGCGUAGUCAAGAGGCUGUUCUUGAAUUGUUCCCAGACAGGAAGGUUGUUGACUUCCUUAUUCAGUACUUUCUGCAAGAGAUAAAUUGGAUAUAUGAAAUGAUUUAUCCUCCAACUUUUAUGGAACGGUACACUUCUUGGUGGCUACAGCAGGCCUACCAAGAAAGUGAAGACAUUCAGUUUGGGAUCCUGGUCCUCAGGCUUUGCCUGUGCAGUAUACAGCUUCUCCCUCAUCCAAAUUACCCUCAUGAAAGGGCAAUACAAUGCAGCUUGAACGAGCUGGAAACCCGGUGCCAAAAUGCAGCUAGCAUUCUCGAUUCCUUUCGGCCAAGAUACAGUUCCUUAACAACAAUACAACAUAUGUUCCACUACGCGUCAUAUCUCACAAAUGAGUCAAAGUUCAGAGAAACCUGGAUUGUCCUUGCAGAUAUCAUCAAAGAGGCACACAUUCUAGAGCUACACUUGGAGCAUCCAAGGAUAAAAGUUUCAGACUUUGAAAUGGAAAUGAGAAAGCGAAUUUUCGGUACUAUCUACAUGUGGGAUAGAUGGAUGUCAAUACUCCAAGGGCAUUGGCCGCUCAUCCCUGAGACAUAUUGUUGCAUCAAACUUCCUCGGGACGCGCUGCCUGCAGCACCAUCAGUGCCUGGCGCCCCCACCCCGUUCACCAAUAGAAUUAUUCAAAUGCGGCUAAUGAUAAUGCUCAGUUCUCGGAAAACACCAGAAGAACAGCCUAGGGUCCCAAGCCCUGCUUCAGCAUCAGCCAUUGCAGAAAGUAUUGAAACUGAAAUCAUAGCUACACUUCCUCUGCCAUAUAGCCUCUCAGAUUAUGAUGGACAGUUUGACAACAUCCUUCCCAGUAUCCCCUUAAAACGCGUAGGGCUCCGCAUAGCAAUCCUUGGCACUCUCACUACAGUUCAUCGUCCCUACACUGGAAUGCAGCAUGAACCAAACUUCACCAACCUAUCGUCUGUGAAAGAGCAAAAGGCAGCUUUCAAACUUCAAAAGAAACUCAUUGAAUGCACCAUGGAUACUAUCCAAUCAACCAUGCGAUUUGCAGAGAUGCUACUUGGUGGCUGCAAAAAGUAUUUUUUGCUCAGUCUUGUAGCAUUGGAAGCAUCCGUCGUCCUUAGUCUGUGUGUCAGGGGCCUUCGAAGGAAUAGAAGAGCAUACAUCCGCUUGUCGCGCCAGGGUGUCCAAACCUUUACGGAAAACUCUGAACUCGAAGGUCCUACCAAUGCUGCAUUCUUGGAGGGGUUGAAUUUUCUGAAUGAGAUGGCACAUCAUUCACCAAUUGCUGCAAAAGGUUCGCAAAUACUGAGAUCAUUGCAUCAAAAGUUACAAAGGGAUGCUACUUUCGACGACCCUGAGCACGAUAUCUACUCGAACAUCUCAGCCCCUAUCCAGCAUCAGCAAGAACAGCAUCAACAGCAACAACAACAUCAGCGAAGGGCGCAACAAGCAACAACUUGGGUACCGGCGGCGAGCACAGGGAUGAUGACAGGGGCUGUCCUUGCGAGCGAACAACUUGGUAAUAUACUAGCUGGACCUCCCGUUACCACAAGCACCUGCAGCCCAGAAAUGGUAAUGGACCCAUACGCUUGGUCACAGAUGGCAUCGCAUACACUACCACCCCCGGCAGAGAUGCAUCACUAUGCCCAUGCGUUGCCGGCAGCAAAUUUGUCGUGGUAUUAUGAUAAUGGACUUGUUGAUCGAUAUGCGACAAGUACCUUGUGACUGGUUUCCGUAACUAUUUCCGUCUGCUCCCUCUCUCUAUCUUCUAUCUUCUUUUCUCUUUCUUGGCCUUUUUUUUAGUCCUUGUCUAUUGCUCUGUUUAUAUCUUUGCUGUUGAUUUUUUUUUUUUUUUUUUUUUUUUUUUUUUUUUUUUUUUUUUUUGGUUAUAGAGCUUUUGUUUCAAUAAGAUACUCAGGGAGGUAAACUGGAAUGGUAUAAUUUCUCAUUUUGAAUAGCGUGAGGGGUGUUCGUUAAGGAGUCAACCAUACAUUCUGGAAUAAAUGGUUGCUUUGUUUAUAUAUCUAUGCCUGGAAUGGAGCUAAAACGUUGCUGGACACGUUGGUUUGGAAUUGAAAUAGAGCGCCGGUCUUUUCACCUGGAUUUGGUGUUAUCAUUUACUUUCUUUCUGCAUACUACAUGAUAUAUACACUUCGCAUGUUAACUGGUGGAUCUUAAUGGAUCUGAUAAUUCCUCCUGAGUUGUCAAAUCCACAAGAAAUGAAUUAGGAGACUUAUAUCAAGUGACCUCUUGACCACACACCGUCCCUUGCCUAUAGGAAACAUUUCAACUUUCAACCCUCAUUGCCCGAUAAUGGGAGAUAUAAAUUGGAUACGCA
Messenger RNA from Blastomyces gilchristii SLH14081, 4395 nucleotides. RefSeq lists its product as uncharacterized. Lineage: Eukaryota; Fungi; Ascomycota; Eurotiomycetes; Onygenales; Ajellomycetaceae. The record is from RefSeq and is a predicted model, not a curated record. The transcript is spliced from 4 exons. Bases 1551 to 3782 code for a protein of 743 amino acids. Gene Ontology annotation, molecular function: DNA binding; DNA-binding transcription factor activity, RNA polymerase II-specific; zinc ion binding. Gene Ontology annotation, biological process: regulation of DNA-templated transcription; DNA-templated transcription. Gene Ontology annotation, cellular component: nucleus.